AGCAUCCAGGUGUCCUCUCCUUCAAGCUCCGUCAUCGGCCUUCGACGAAUCUACAAGCAAAAUAAUAGAAAUGCUACGUCGACUCUGCACCGCCCGACUCGCUCUUUCGUUUCAAUGCAGCGUCAAGUGGCGCCAACUUAGCGGCGCCUGCGCGAACUUUCAAACGGCCCCACUACCGCGCGCCAUAGUGCCGCUCGAGAGGGAGGAAGAGAGAGAGAGAGAGCGAGUGACGCGCGGAGUCCCGCGAGAGCCGUCGUCCGUGUCGUACGUGUUUUGUGCUCGUCAGUGUUUGGGCAUCAGUCACUCGUUCACUGGAAAUUCGGCUUGUUUCUCUCGUCUUCGCGGCCAGCCACGCGCGCCAAAAGCAAAAAGUCGUCGUGGACGUAUCGCUCGACAGUGCCGUUCGUCGCGCCUUCCUCGCGGAACGUUCGUACGUGUCGCGUCCGUCGCCGAGCUCAGUCGAUUCCUCCGAGGACGUUUCUAUGGAUAUCCGACGCGUCUCGGAGCAGUGACACGCGCGCGGUUGGUCGCCUUCAUGGUGCGAGUGACAUUUGUGUGACAUUCGUGUGAGCCGACGCCGAGAUUGGACACUCGAUCGUAUCAGGACGUCGAUGCUGCUAUGGAGCUGCACGGUUGCUGAUUCGACGUCCAUUUUCCGGAGCCGGAGGUGAACGACAAAAAAGUACCAGGAGAGCGAGGAUCGGCCAAGAUGGAGCGGUGGUGGUUCGCGUACACAGUGACGCUGCAGAUCCUAGCUGCCGUUGGUAAUGCCGUCGAGGAUUUCCGCCACAUCUCGUAUGAGGAUUUAGCGGACACCAGUAUGUUUCGACAAGAAGGAGUCACGACUUAUUCUCAGCUGCUUUUCGACGUGGCGCGGCAGCAAGUCGUCGUAGGAGCGCGAGAUAAUUUGUACCGUCUGACGCUGACGUCGCUCACGGACCUGGAGCACGCCUCGUGGCCCGCGUCGGAGGACAAGGUCAACACCUGCCAGGAUAAGGGCCAGAGCGAAAAGGAUUGUCAUAAUUACGUCAAGGUGCUCGUCAGCAACGGCAAGAGUCUCUUCACCUGCGGCACUUACGCCUUCAGCCCGUGGUGCACGUGGCGAGAGAUCGAGAAUAUAACCAGGGUGACCAGCGAGAUGCUCGGCGUGGCUAUGUGUCCGUACUCACCGCACGCGAACGUUACCGCUCUGUUUUCGAGGGGUCCCGCCGGCGGACUCUUCGCUGGUACGUCCACUGACUUCUCCGGAGCGGACACGGCGAUCUACAGGACACUGGUGUCGCCGAAUCUCAGGACUCAGCAGUACGAUUCCAAAUGGCUGAAUGACCCGCAGUUCGUCGGCAGCUUCGAGGCGGAGGAUUACGUGUACUUUCUAUUUCGCGAGACCGCCGUGGAAUACAUCAACUGCGGCAAGAGGAUAUACUCGAGGAUAGCGAGGGUCUGUAAGCAUGACCAAGGUGGACAGAUCGUGAUGAAGGAGGCAUGGACAACGUUCAGGAAGGCUCGAUUGAAUUGCUCGCUACCCGGCGAAUUCCCAUUCUAUUACGACGAGAUCCAAGGCGCAGCCUAUCAUCCGGAAGAGGGGAUCAUCUACGCGACCUUCACGACUCCUAUUAACGGCAUCGCAGGCUCGGCGAUCUGCGCGUUCAACAUGUCGGCCAUCGCCGCCAGUUUCAACGGGCCGUACAAGUAUCAGGAGAAGGUGAGCGACGCCUGGAAAAGGAAGCAAGUCGCUCAUCACAAUCGACAACGCUGCGGCCCGUCGUCCAACACCGCGCCGCACCAGAUCAUGGACAAUCAACAGUACCAGCUGAUGGAUGACGCGGUUCAGAGCACGAUGCCGGAGCCGUUGUACACCGCCACUCUUGAGCGGUUCACCCAUAUCGCCGUCGACGUCACACCGACCAAGCUGCAUCGCGGUGUGACCGUUCUCUAUGUCGCCACCGCGACCGGACUGAUCAAGAAGAUCUCCGUCUUACCGAGGACGCAGGAAACCUGCAUCGUCGAGGUCUGGGGUCCUUUACCCUCACCACCGAUGACCUUGCAGUUUCUCAAGGACACUCAAAGCCUCUAUGUCGGCAUGGAGAUCGGUUUGUUACGCAUACCCGCCGUCCAGUGUUAUCGUCAUCGGAGUCGUCAAGCGUGCUUGAACGCCCAGGAGCCGUAUUGCGGGUGGAACGAGCAUCUAAUGAAAUGCGCGCAGGCACCGAAGCAGAAUUACCUGGCGAAUCAUUGGCACCAAGAGGUCACCAAAUGUCCAGUGCUUACCGAUCCCGUGGACGGAGGUUGGAGCGCAUGGAGCUCUUGGUCGCCUUGUCAACACGGUACGGCGGAACAAUCGUCCGGGCACGGUCACGUCCAUUCGCAUCCACACAAUGAAAACGCGGAGAACAUCGACACGUGCCAGUGCCAGACCAGAGAAUGCAACAAUCCUCCGCCGCAGCACGGCGGGGAGAAUUGCACGGGUGCUCGUGUCAAAGUAACAAAUUGCACCGUUCACGGCGGUUGGACCGCCUGGUCCGCCUGGUCGGCCUGCUCUCAGACCUGCGGUUUCGCGAUGAAGACUCGGCGGCGCACCUGUACGAAUCCGGCGCCCGCGUUCGGCGGCCGCGUUUGCGUCGGCCACGAUCACGACGAUAUCGUGUGCAUCGAUCUGCCACCCUGUCCCGCCCCCGCCAAAGUCGCCCCGCCACCUCAGAAUGGCCAGUGGUCGAACUGGGGUGCCUGGGAUGUGUGUUCGCAACCAUGCAACGGUAUACGUGUCAGAAGGAGGACCUGUGACAACCCGCCACCGAAGAAGGGCGGUCUUGAAUGUCUCGGAUGCGACGUUCAGUUCGAAGAGUGCAACAUUGAUUGUGCCGAGACCAAGCGUUACUCCGGAUGGACUCCUUGGUUGGCGGUGAAUGCCAGUUUGCAAAGCGGCAGCGUAGGUUACGUGGAGAAACGCUUUCGAUUCAGCUGCCGCGCGCAGACGAACGAUCCGUCGAGCGUGCGGGUGCAACUCGCCAAAGAAGAAGAGCGUUACUGCAGGAACGAUGGCUCCUGUCUGCGAGGAAAUGUCAACGCGAACAUGUACGGGGAAUCCGCCAACGAGAACGGCUGGGGAGAAUGGUCCGCUUGGGGUACAUGCGACCGUCCUUGCGGAAGGGGCACUCAGCACAGGGGGAGGCAAUGUAAAUCACCACCUUGCGAGGGCCCGUCGACGCAGAGUCGAAUCUGUAACUCCCAUCCGUGUCGGAUGAAUUCUGUCGCAAGUAACACGGCGGAGGGUCAAUGGUCGUGCUGGACCGAGUGGUCCGAGUGUUCGGCGUCCUGUGGGCUCGGUGCACGCACGAGAACGAGAGAAUGUCUCGGCCCAGAUAGUUGCAUCGGCCCACGACUGGUGAGAGAAGCAUGCGAGAUGCCCAGUUGCGAAUCGUUGCUUGGCUGGGACACGUGGUCGCAUUGGACACCCUGUGACGGUGACCAUCAACAACAUCGGAAGCGGUCGUGUCUUCAACAUGGCCCCGGCAUGUGUCAAGGACCAACUCGUGAAACGCGCGAUUGCCUCCCGGAUUGCACGGACAACGACGUGAAUGCUUUGCCGUCGAGUGUAGAGAACUCCGGCGUCACGGUGGGUGCAGUAGUAGGCAGUAGUGUGAUUGGCUUUGUCAUCGGCUUGGCCCUAACCGCGGUGUUGUGCUUCUGGUAUUUGAAGCGGCGCAAGCCGCGCAUUCCCGGGAGUCCACAUUAUAUCAGCAAACAGAACCCUUACGUCACCGUGCCGCUGAAAGAGGUGAAUGCGAAGCGACAGCCUAGCUUCUCGGGCAGCACCAACGGAAACGGGACCCUACGCGGCAAGAGUAAUCCCAACGUCAACGGUCUCGGUAGUCCCAAGUUGUACCCGAAGAGUCUCGACUACGAGUCCGCCACAUUGAAGCGCAAUAGUCACGGCCAGCAACACAUUCGUGCCGAUCUCGAUCAGGACAAAUAUUACUGAACGGAUAACCGGCAUCAUAUUAUUUUUGCCCGAAUGGUGAUUCGCGUUCUGGUCCGCCAGGCCAUGUGAUCUACAUGUACAGUGUGUCGAUGUUGACUCGAGACGUCAACUCGCGCGUUUGGCAGCUGUCUAUUCGGUAAAUCGACGCACGAUCGAGAUUGAAGCGUAAAAUUUCGGUAUGAAUGAGAUGAGUCGACAAGAAGAAAGAUUGCGAGUAUCUACUUAAUUAAAGUAAAAACGGCAUCGAACGAGCGUCCGUGCAAGACUACGUUUUUAGUAUUAGGUAAGCGAUAUAUGCGCGUUCUUCGCCACAUGUGAGUAUUAACGAUAACAUUGCGACCGGCGACGCAUCUGCGACGCGACGUACACUCUUCAGAGAUCGCGGAUGCAGCGAUGGUCUCUUUCUCUCGUUCAUCGCGUGUUUUUUGACGUGCGGAAGUACUCGUAAGUCGAGCGGCACUUCGCCGCUCGGCGUAUGACGCGCCGAGCGGCGCGACGACUCGGCGUGCCGAGAGGAGAACCGUUGUUCCGAGGAAGUUUAUAAGAGUUUAUUUUUGUUUCUGUACAUAUAUUCAUAAGAGAAGGAGAGUUAAGGCAUGCCGCGUAUGGAAUCGAGAAUCAGUCCCGCUCACGCCCAGGAAUUCGAUUUUUGCACAUUUGUAUAAAGUUUCAUGAUUCGUCAUCUAAAGGAGUUGUUUACAUCAAGUGUCAUUUUUCAUUCUUAUGUUUUUAAUGGUUGUUUGCAUGUAGAAUAGCGAGAGAGGGAGACAAAGGGAACAAUCGCGUGACUCGGGUUGCAAUCACGACACGAAGGGAUCGAUCGAUUGAUAGUCGUUGUACAAAUAUAAAACGUUAUAUAGAUACACUCGUUUGCACAACAGUUUAUACACGUUUAUUCCGCUGAAAUUAAGAGAUUAUUAUAUGGUCCCGACUGCGGGGCAAUGUUCACGCGCUUGCACUGUUAUUAUGACAGAAGUUGAAUAAUAGCACGCGAUAUAUAAAUAGUCGCUCUUCAUUAUAUUCUUAUUAUAUUCUUAUCUGAUAGAUAACAAAGUGUAAUAAAAAUAUUUAUGUUCUUUCUAAAUCCUUUGCAGUUAUGAUGUCGGAUAGUAUCACUUUGGCUCUUAUCAAAACUGACGGCCGUUCGUAUGUAGUGUCUCACAAUCGCGAGCAAUUGAUACGCUCCUGACUUCAUCGGAAGAAAACAUGUAUAAAUCGUCUCGCAAACGAGUUUACGCGCCUGAAAAAGAGAAAGAAAGUUUGUUUCUUUCGUUUUUAUUCAUACAUGAAUAUCGAAUUUUUUAUUCGAGUAACGUAGUGCCAUGAUACGGAGUUGUACAUAAAAGCGCGUCUUCUUAAACGUACUUCUACGACGGAAAGGCGUAUAUUAUAUAAAUAGAUGCGUAAGACUAAAUACAUAUAAUGCGCGAUGAUUGCGUUUUAUAUUGGCUCACAUUGAGUCGCGCCCGCGCAUCACGUUUAAUGCACGCGACCGUCAAAACAAUCGCCUACUUGCCGUGCCCGUGUAUAUCGGCGUAUUUUGAUUUGCUCAUUGGUGAAUUCAUUUGAAACUCGUUGUGAUGUCUUCCAAGGCGAUCAAUUAGAGGAGUUUGAUCUGUUAGGAUAUAUCUCAUACAAUUUAUGUUAUUCGCGUAUAAGCCUAUGUAAUUGGUUUGUGCGAAAAGAAAUGUGAAACAACAAUCUAAAAAGUAACGACGCUGUCGUGCAACGGAGAUUUUGUUAUUAAGGUCGCGUGUACGCGAAUUAUUAAUUAUUGUACCCGACGCAUUUACCUAACGCACUCGUUUGCAAUAAAGGCAAUAUCUUUUUUUAACGA
Molecule: messenger RNA, 5816 nt
Organism: Odontomachus brunneus
Lineage: Eukaryota; Metazoa; Arthropoda; Insecta; Hymenoptera; Formicidae
Gene: Sema5c
Product: semaphorin-5B
Exons: 15
Coding region: 710-3979 (1089 amino acids)
Biological process (GO): positive regulation of cell migration; semaphorin-plexin signaling pathway; neural crest cell migration
Molecular function (GO): chemorepellent activity; semaphorin receptor binding
Source: RefSeq, a predicted model, not a curated record